AUGGCUGUUCACACUGGCUUAACACUUUUAUUCCUUAUUUUCCAUAUAAUCAAUGGAACAUUUGGUUUAUUUAUUAAUCAAACAAAUAGUACAACAAUUCUACCACCAAAACAGAAUUCAACAAUAUUAGUGAAAAAACUUGCAAAAUAUACACUUCAAGAAAAAUUAUCUAACAUGCAAUAUAUGUCUGAAGUUGGAUCACAUUGCACUGAUGAUGGAUUUUUUCCUGAUAAAGAUGAUUGUCGAAAAUUUCAUGUUUGUUAUAGUGGUACACAAUCAGUUCGUUGGUGUAAAGAAGGAAUGUUAUGGGAUGAAAUAAAGAUUGGUUGUGGUAUGCAAAAUAUUACAAAAUGUACUGGUGAUCGAAAAAAAUGGAUUCGAGAUGAAGAUUUAAUAAUAACAACGACAACAACAACAUCAACAACAACAACAACAGCAACAAUGAUGUCGAAAACAUUAAAAGGAAAUUAUACAUGUCGACCAGGUGCUAAUGGAUUAUUUGCUGAUCCAAGUUCAUGUAUAAUUUAUCAUUGGUGUGUUCUUGGCGUACUUCAUUCAACACAUUUUUGCAAUCCUGGUUUACAUUUUUCAGCAAGUGCUAGUGGAUGUGUUUGGCCAAAAGAUGCUGAAUGUGAAGGACAAAUUGCACCACCUUAUUCAUCAAUUGAAUGUGCAUUAGGUAGUUCAGGUUAUUUUCCUGAUCCUUAUGAUUGUUCAGCAUUUCAUUAUUGUGAUGGAAUUCGAAUUCGUAGUGAAUCAUUACUUUGUUCAGCUGGUCGUGUUUGGAGUUCAAGAUUAGAAAAUUGUGCUUGGCCUCAUGAAGUACCUGAAUGUCAAAAUUCAUGUCCUGCAAAUUAUUCAAGUCAAAUGCGUUUUGCUGAUCCAAUGAUAUGUUCUCAAUAUGUUCAAUGUGUUGAUGGACAUUUAGAACAACGAACAUGUCCAUAUACUUUUCUUUUUGAUCGUAUUACAAAAACAUGUGUACCAUAUGAACAAGCAGAAUGUCAUGGUAAUAAACCAGAAUUAUUAUUACCACCACCACCACCACCACCAACAACAACAACAACAAUGUCUCCAUAUGCAUCGUCAGAUACAUUUGAUGUUAAUUCAAUAUUUUCAGAAGAAGUCAUUAAAAAACAACGAAUAAAUCAAUUUAGUUGUAUUGUUGAUGGUUAUUUUGGUGAUACACAAGAUUGUCGUAUCUAUCAUGUAUGUAUUGAUGGACGAGAUUAUCGAUCGAUUUGUGCACCAGGUCUUGCUUGGGAAUCAUUAUUACGUUUAUGUAUGCCUAUUCAUGUUGUUAAUUGUCAAAAUUCAAAAUCAUUUGAUUCAUCAUCAGUACUUGAAUCAUUACGUCUUGAUAAUGAUAAACUACGACAAAUGAUGCAAUUACUUGAACAAGAAAUGGAAGCUGGUCUUUCUCCAGCUACACAUAAAAAAGCUGAUGUUAAAAUGUUUCCAACUUAUGUUCGAAAUAUAGCUAAUGGAUCAGAAACUGGUCAAGUACUUGCAUUAGAUUUAGGUGGUACAAAUUUUCGUGUUUUACUUGUUAAUUUAUUACCACAUUCUGAAGUUGAAUUAACAUCAAAAAUAUUUGUUAUACCACAAUCAAUUAUGCUUGGUGAAGGAGUUAAUUUAUUUCGUCAUCUUGCUGAUUGUCUUCUUGAUUUUAUGAAAAAAGAAAAUUUAAUUCAACCAGGUGUUCGUUAUCCAUUAGGUUUUACAUUUUCAUUUCCUUGUCAACAAGAAGGUCUUGCAUCAGCACGAUUAUCAUCAUGGACAAAAGGUUUUACAUGUUCAGGUGUUGUUAAUGAAGAUGUUGUUAAAAUGCUUCAAAAAGCAAUCGAUGAAAAAAAUAUUAGUGUACAAUGUGUUGCACUUAUUAAUGAUACUGUUGGUACAUUAAUGGCAUGUGCAUAUAAAAAUCCUACUACAGCUAUUGGUCUUAUAUUAGGUACAGGUACAAAUGCGUGUUAUACUGAAAGUUUAGAUCGUAUUGGUACAUGGAAUGGUGAUUAUAAUGAACCAAAACAAGUUAUUGUUAAUAUGGAAUGGGGUGCAUUUGGUAAUAAUGGUCGUUUAAAUUAUCUACGAACAAAAUAUGAUGAAGAAGUUGAUCUUUCAUCAGUAAAUCCUGGCAAACAAAUUUUUGAAAAAAUGAUUAGUGGAAUGUAUAUGGGUGAAAUAGUUCGUUUAAUUAUACUUGAUUUAAUGCAACAAGAUUUAUUAUUUAUUGGUCAACGUGAUCAUUAUGGAGAUUAUAAAACUCCAUUAUUUACACGUGGUGGAUUUUAUACAAAAUUUGUUAGUACUGUUGAAACAGAUGUAGGCAUUGCAUUUGCAAAUACAAGACGUGUUCUUCAAGAUGUUGGUAUAAGAAAUCCAACUUUUGAUGAUUGUGCAAUUGUACAACAUAUUUGCAAAAAUGUUUCAAAACGAGCAUCUCGACUAGCUGGAGGAGGUCUCGCUGUACUCAUCAAUCGUAUUAAUAAACCAAAUAUAACUGUUGGUGUUGAUGGUUCAGUUUAUCGUUAUCAUCCAAGAUUUAAAAGAAAUAUGGAAAAAUGUAUGAAACUUUUAGUCAAUAAAAAUAUAAAGUUUGAUCUUCAAUUGUCCAAUGAUGGUUCAGGCGUUGGUGCUGCAUUAAGCGUGGCAGCAGAAGUUUUAUCAACUCAGAAUCCAAAGGAAUCAUCUAGCAAUCAAAAACAACGUCAAUCAUAUGUGUAA
This is a messenger RNA of Rotaria sordida, 2727 nucleotides long. The record is from the annotation of a GenBank genome assembly. NCBI's taxonomy places the organism in Eukaryota, Metazoa, Rotifera, Eurotatoria, Philodinida, Philodinidae.